AUGAGCUCACAACAGAACGCUCCUCGGUGGGCGGCCUUCGCCCGUGACACCAAUGAGACCAAGAUUCAGGUCGCCAUCAACUUGGACGGCGGCUCAUUUCCCCCUGAGACGGACCCCCGUCUGCAAGUAGACUCUGCGACGGAGGGGCAUGCCUCUCAAUCGACCAAGUCCCAGACAAUCAAGAUUAAUACUGGCAUCGGCUUCCUUGACCAUAUGUUGCAUGCUCUGGCGAAGCAUGCUGGCUGGAGUCUAGCCCUGGCCUGCAAAGGCGAUCUAUGGAUCGAUGACCACCACACCGCCGAGGAUGUCUGCAUCUCCCUCGGAUACGCCUUCGCAAAGGCCCUCGGCACACCCACGGGACUGGCCCGGUUCGGCUCAGCGUACGCUCCUCUGGACGAGGCUCUCUCACGGGCGGUCGUGGACCUGUCGAACCGGCCGUAUGCUGUCGUGGACCUGGGCUUGCGCCGGGAGAAGAUUGGUGACCUGAGCACUGAAAUGCUGCCGCACUGUUUGCAGAGCUUUGCACAGGCAGCGCGUAUCACGCUGCACGUUGACUGCCUGCGGGGUGACAACGAUCAUCACCGCGCUGAGAGCGCCUUCAAGGCGCUUGCUGUUGCGCUGCGCCAGGCUACGAGCAAGGUGGCUGGGCGUGAGGGGGAGGUGCCAAGCACGAAGGGUACACUGAGUGUUUAA
Molecule: messenger RNA, 693 nt
Organism: Thermochaetoides thermophila DSM 1495
Lineage: Eukaryota; Fungi; Ascomycota; Sordariomycetes; Sordariales; Chaetomiaceae
Product: imidazoleglycerol-phosphate dehydratase-like protein
Exons: 2
Coding region: 1-693 (230 amino acids)
Biological process (GO): L-histidine biosynthetic process
Molecular function (GO): imidazoleglycerol-phosphate dehydratase activity
Source: RefSeq, a predicted model, not a curated record